Molecule: messenger RNA, 2383 nt
Organism: Ruditapes philippinarum (Manila clam)
Lineage: Eukaryota; Metazoa; Mollusca; Bivalvia; Venerida; Veneridae
Product: melatonin receptor type 1A-like
Exons: 4
Coding region: 471-1712 (413 amino acids)
Biological process (GO): G protein-coupled receptor signaling pathway
Cellular component (GO): membrane
Molecular function (GO): G protein-coupled receptor activity
Source: RefSeq, a predicted model, not a curated record
UAUCCAUGAUAAUGAUAUUAAGCUACAUUUUUGAAUAAACGGAAUAAAACAUUAAUACGAUUUGUGGCACGGUAUAGAAAACAAGGAUGUUUAAAUUUUCUAUUUAUGCCAUUUUAGCAGUCCGGGAAAUCAAUAUAUUUUAUAACAGUGAUGAAAAUGUGUUUGUUUCCAAAAGGACAUAACUUCUAAAAAAAAAUGCUUUAUUUUGUACAGAACAGUCUUGAAAAUCAAAAUAUUAAUGGAGUAAAAACAUUAAAAAAUUUAUUUUAAAGUUCAAAUUUUGAAAAUAUACACGUAUUAGGGCGUAAAUAUAACCUCAAAUUUGUCUACAAUACAGCUUAACUGAGACUUUUGUAUUUACUGCCUCUUCUAAUGUAUAUAAUGAGGUAAGAUUUCCAAUUAAAUGUGCAAAGUACAAUUGAGUACGAAGUAUAGAUACUCUUUAAAGACUAACUGAAUAUUUUAACACAAUGUCUUCUGAGGUUGAAAACUUGCAUCCUAUGUUCCAAGAUAUGUUAGAACGUUCGGACGGAUGGACAGACAAUAUAAAUGAGUCAAGUCUGGAUUAUAACUUUAUGACACGUCACCCGACAAUGUCCUGGGUGUUUCUGAUAUUUACAAGUCUAGCAGUGACUGCCGGGAAUAUAGGAAAUAUCAUGGUAAUCGGAGCUGUUAUAAGCUACAGACCACUUCUCCGGAACAAAGGUAGCAUGUUUGUAAUAAACCUGGCGAUUGCGGAUCUCUGUAUCACGGGGAUUGUAUGUCCUAUGAAUAUGAUAGGUGUAACAAAGGGCCCUCGUUUCUUCUUAGACAAAGUCCAAUUGUGUAAUCUGCUGGGAAGCAUUUGUACAGUAAGCUGUAUAGUGUCUAUGCUAUCAAUAGCAGCUGUCGCUGUAAAUCGAGCAAUACAAAUAUGCAAGCAUUUCUCUUACAAAAGAAUUUUCACACAGAAAAAGACAAUAUGUUAUUGUAUUGCCAUAUGGCUGUUUACUAUUUUACUUGAUCUACCAAAUUGGCUUGGAAUCGGGGGACAUACGUUCGCUCUCAAGGAAAUGGGAUGCACAUUUGAUCGAGUAGCAAAUUACUACUACUCCGUUUUCCUCGCAGUUGUGACGGUUGCCAUCCCAAUGGCGAUUGUUUUUACUUCAUACGUGACAACUCUUUGUUAUGUAAGGUCAAGUAGAGAAAAUUAUGUGAAGCAUUUUGGAAACCUGCCAAAACAAAGAAAGCAUGAUGAAAUACAAUUCAGUAUUACGUUAUUUAUAGCUUUUCUAGCAUUCGUAUUGUGCUGGAGCUUGUAUAUGCUUGCAGUUUUAAUUGAUAGACAUGACACGUGGCCGAAACAGGUUUAUGUUUUUGGGACAUUAUUCGGACAUAGUAACAGCUGUAUGAACCCGAUAAUUUAUGCCUCAUUUAAUGAACGAUUUCGUAGAGGAUACAAAGUGUUCUUGAGAAAACUCUGUUGCAGAAAGAUUGUCAAAGAGCCAUUUCUAAAAGACGCACACUUUACAAGUGGUUUUAAAACAUCUAAAAAUAGAACAUUUUCCGAGUUACGAACAGCCUCUACCAAGUCAAACGAGUCAUCGUCAGCCUCUUCUAAGUCAAAUGAGUCAGCAUCAACUAACAAGUCAAACGAGUUACCAGAAGCAUCAACGAGGUCAGACGAGUUACCACUAGCUUCUAUUAAGUCAAACGAAUUACCACCAGCCUGAACUGAAUCAAACAAUUGUGAUGCUAUUAUCUGGUAAUAGAAACUGUUUCAUUGCUCAGACGUGUAUGUUAAAUCCAUGCAUCAAUACGCAAAUGACGAGAAUUAUGCAAACAUACAUUUCACACAUUGUUUAUAAGUAUACAUGAAUAUCAUAGCAUAAUCGACGCAUCUGAAAAACGUAAACCAUUGUUUCUUCUUACUAUCCUAGUCAGAUUUACUAAUCACGUCAUUUUGCCUACAAAAUUGAUUAAUGGAGUGUUGAUGAUAGAAUGUUGUAUGUUGUUUUUGGUUUGUUACCAGAAAAAGAAGAAUGUGCAUGUACAAAGUAUCAAAAACUAUUUAAAUCCUAUUUCAGUCGUAAUCAUGUGCCAUCAAAUAACUUUUGUAUCGAAUGUGAAAUAUUUGAAAAUGUUUUUUUAUUGGAUUUUAUGAAAACUAGAAAAACUUUAAAAAAAACCCCGGCCAUUUAUAUGCACUAGAUUGUUCUUAAUUUUAUAUUAAUUUUACUUGUUAACUCAUACAUAUUUUUAUAUUUUUUCUAAUAAACAACUUUUUAUUUUGUUAAGAAAGGUAAUCGGUUCAUUAGACAUUAUCAGCAUUUCAUAAUUUAUGUAAGAGAGAUUUUAUAUAUAAGUAUUGCAGAUACUAGAAAAUAAAAGAAUAUAUACAUUC